AAACGCCCUCACUCACUCAUUCCUCUCUCUCUCCCCAAACGCGUAUUUCUUUUCUUCUUUCCAUUCAGCGUUUCGACUCUGCUAAACACCGAACGAGUUCGAUCAAACCCCAAACCCUAGACAAGCGUUGAUCAGAUGGCCUCGAAACGCAUCAACAAGGAAUUGAAGGACCUGCAGAAAGAUCCUCCUGCAUCUUGCAGUGCUGGCCCAGUCGCUGAUGACAUGUUCCAUUGGCAAGCUACGAUUAUGGGCCCUGCUGAUAGCCCAUUUGCUGGAGGUGUGUUUCUUGUGUCAAUUCACUUCCCUCCAGAUUAUCCUUUCAAACCACCCAAGGUUUCAUUCCGUACAAAGGUUUUCCAUCCUAAUAUCAACAGUAAUGGUAGUAUCUGCCUUGACAUCCUCAAAGAGCAAUGGAGCCCUGCCCUCACAAUAUCCAAGGUCCUCCUGUCUAUAUGCUCUCUGCUGACAGAUCCCAACCCAGAUGAUCCUCUGGUCCCAGAGAUUGCUCAUAUGUACAAGACUGACAGAGCCAAGUACGAGGCUACUGCUCGGUCAUGGACUCAGAAAUAUGCAAUGGGCUAGGGUAACUAGUUGAUGUUCAAGAUGUUUUGCAUAUUCUCUACCAUAGUAGUAAAUAAAUAAUGUCGAAUUGAUCUAAACAAAUAUGAAACUCUGCUCUCCUUUCUGUCACUUUGAACUGUAAUAUUGGAGAAGCAGUUUCGUACUAUAUGAAGUUUAUGGCGGAAGUCGCUGUAUGUUCUUACAUCUAUUUUGCAUGGUUUCCAUUGAAUUCUCUUCAAAUGAAUAUCCGUGUGAAUCU
This is a messenger RNA of Gastrolobium bilobum, 820 nucleotides long. RefSeq names its product ubiquitin-conjugating enzyme E2-17 kDa-like. Bases 136 to 582 code for a protein of 148 amino acids. Gene Ontology annotation, biological process: protein polyubiquitination. Gene Ontology annotation, cellular component: nucleus. The transcript has 5 exons. NCBI's taxonomy places the organism in Eukaryota, Viridiplantae, Streptophyta, Magnoliopsida, Fabales, Fabaceae. Gene Ontology annotation, molecular function: ubiquitin conjugating enzyme activity. The record is from RefSeq and is a predicted model, not a curated record.